GGAGAGCCAGUCUAAGUUCCAAAACUGAAGAACCUGGAUCCGAUGUUCAAGGGCAGGAUGCAUCCAGCAUGGGAGGAAGAUGUAGGUUGGGAGGCUAGGCCAGCCUCUCUAUUCAUAUUUUUCUGCCUGCUUAUAUUCCAGCUGCAUUGGCAGCUGGUCAGAUUAUGCCCACCCAGAUGUAGGGUGGGUCUGCCUUUCCCAGCCCACUGACUCAAAUGUUAAUCUUCUUUGGCAACACACUCACAGACACACCAAGGAGCAAUACUUUGUGUUCUUCAACCCAAUCAAGUUGACACCCAGUAUUAACCAUCACAUCUGGUAACUUCCCAAUAUUUCUUUUAUAUCCAUAUCUUCACUGCAUCGUUUCCAUACCUGCACCCCCAACCAGCAACCAGUGAGUGCAGGCGGCCCCGUGCCUGAGAAGGCUAUUUUCUCCUUAUGGUCCAUGUGCUUUCUCCCCACCUUUUCUUAUUUAAUGUCUGACUGUCCCCCACAACUGGAUUGUAAACCCGGUGAGGGCAGAGACCUUGUCCAUUUUAUUCUCUGAAGAAUCCCCAGCAUGUGCUCCAUACAUGUUGGAUGGCCAGAUGGACAAAUGCAUAAAUACCAAGCUUAGUGGGUGAGCAGGCCCAGGCUUACAGGCUGCAGGACCUUAGGUAACUCCCUUGACCUGCCUCUGCCUGAGGUCUACUGUCUGGCUGAUGGUUACUCUUCCUAGGUUGAGAUCCAAAGCUGGGAAAAGCAGAGAGGAUCAGUUUGGCUUGCAUCCUAGCUAUAGCUAUGGGAAUGUUUACUAGUAAUACAUACGGAGUCAUCCACUGUGCAUUUGGGAGAUGGGGUGGGGAAGGGUGGUGGGGAGGGAGCCUGCAUGGGAUAGCAUCUGGUUGUUUUACUCAUGAUUCUAAGAAAUUUGUUGGUUGCUUUUGAGAGGGAGGGUCCCAAGGAGGUGCUUUAGAGGUCGUGUUCUCUGCCAUUUCUUUGAAAUUGAGACCUUGCCGGCAUCGUUACACAUGCAGGUUAUAGAUGUGUGGACAGGAUGAAAGUGAUCGUAGAUGAGAUGAGCAGAGAACGCCGCCAUAAAAGAGAGGCUUAUUUCCAAAGGUAGCUUAUGGAAAUUUGCCCUCCUACUUGGUAACCACACCGCAGAGAAAUUGCAUGCCCGUUGGUAAAGAGUUAAUCAUCAGUAAAAGAUAUCUCGUAUCCUGUUAUUCAUGUUGGUCCUGGUGGCACAGUGGCCCCAGGGCACUCAUUUAGAUUCAUGGGUUUUCCCACCUACAUAAUGAAACUCGUUAUCCUUCCAUCUAUUUAUCUGCCCACUAUUCUUUCUGAUGCCCCCACAACCUCUUUCUCUUGCCCUGUGACAUCUGAGCUGCUGUCAUCUGCCUGAGGUCAGCAGAGUUUCUAAUUGUCCCACAGGACAGCUAGAGGCACGGGGGGGCCUGGGCAAAGCCUGCUGGGAGGAGUAGUGUCCUGGAGCAGUGUCUGCCCCCAGCCCCUGGGUCUGUCCCUCAGCUCCCUUUAUCUAGACGAUCAGGGCAAGCCUCAAGAGCUGAUGUGGUGAGUAGCACAGCACCAGGGCAGAGGCAGCCUGCAGCCCAGGGUCUGCUCCUCCAGGCCCCUUCCCAGCCUUCCUCCUGGAGCUCGGCCUGCACAUCGACCCAGGCCUUACGGGACCCAAGGCGUAUCCUGAGCCAGCUUGCUCACCCUCAUCUGCCAUGUUUGGCUGUGUUUCACAGCCUCCUCUCUGCUCCUCUCCUCUUCCCCUCCACACAGCCAGCUUCAUCAGCCUUUCAGGCCCAGCUAGGUUUCUCCUCUGGGAAGCCUGUUUGGAUGCCCCUCACCCCACACUGGUUCGGCAACCCUCAGUGCUCCACAUGAGGAGUCAAUGAGAUAUUUCAUCAAAAGCAUGGAGCACGGCAUCUGGCCCAGUUCAGCAGUCCACCUGAUCCCGGUGUCGACAGCUAAGAAUGGAGUGAGUAGCAAGAGUCGAAAGAGAAUCAUGCCUGACCCUGUGACGGAGCCCCCUGUGACAGACCCCGUUUAUGAAGCUCUUUUGUACUGCAACAUCCCCAGCGUGGCCGAGCGCAGCAUGGAAGGUCAUGCCCCGCAUCAUUUUAAGCUGGUCUCAGUGCAUGUGUUCAUUCGCCACGGAGACAGGUACCCACUGUAUGUCAUUCCCAAAACAAAGCGACCAGAAAUUGACUGCACUCUGGUGGCUAACAGGAAACCAUAUCACCCAAAACUGGAAGCUUUCGUUAGUCACAUGUCAAAAGGAUCCGGAGCCUCUUUCGAAAGCCCCUUGAACUCCUUGCCUCUUUACCCAAAUCACCCACUGUGUGAGAUGGGAGAGCUCACACAGACAGGAGUCGUGCAGCAUUUGCAGAAUGGCCAGCUGCUGAGGGACAUCUAUCUAAAGAAACACAAACUACUGCCCAAUGAUUGGUCUGCAGACCAGAUCUAUCUAGAGACCACUGGGAAAAGCCGGACCCUACAAAGUGGGCUGGCCUUGCUUUAUGGCUUUCUCCCAGAUUUUGACUGGAAGAAGAUUUAUUUCAGGCACCAGCCAAGUGCGCUGUUUUGCUCUGGAAGCUGCUAUUGCCCAGUAAGAAACCAGUAUCUGGAAAAGGAGCAGCGUCGUCAGUACCUCCUACGUUUGAAAAACAGCCAGCUGGAGAAGACCUAUGGGGAGAUGGCCAAGAUCGUGGACGUCCCCACCAAGCAGCUUCGAGCUGCCAACCCCAUAGACUCCAUGCUCUGCCACUUCUGCCACAAUGUCAGCUUUCCCUGUACCAGAAAUGGCUGUGUUGACAUGGAACACUUCAAGGUAAUUAAGACCCAUCAGAUCGAGGAUGAAAGGGAAAGACGGGAGAAGAAAUUGUACCUCGGGUAUUCUCUCCUGGGUGCCCACCCCAUCCUGAACCAAACCAUCGGCCGGAUGCAGCGUGCCACCGAGGGCAGGAAAGAAGAGCUCUUUGCCCUCUACUCUGCUCAUGAUGUCACUCUGUCACCAGUUCUCAGUGCCUUGGGCCUUUCAGAAGCCAGAUUCCCAAGGUUUGCAGCCAGGUUGAUCUUUGAGCUUUGGCAAGACAGAGAAAAGCCCAGUGAACAUUCUGUCCGGAUUCUUUACAAUGGCGUCGAUGUCACAUUCCACACCUCUUUCUGCCAAGACCACCACAAGCAUUCUCCCAAGCCCAUGUGCCCACUUGAAAACUUGGUCCGCUUUGUCAAAAGGGACAUGUUUGUAGCCCUGGGUGGCAGUAGUACAAAUUAUUAUGAUGCAUGUCACAGGGAAGGAUUCUAAAAAGUAUGCAGUAUAGCAGUGUAGAAUCGAUGCCAAUACAGAGCACAGGGAAAGGUCCACUUCUAGUUUUGUUUGUUGCUAAGGGUAGAAGAUAAUUGCUUUUUAAAGGCUAAAUAUUGUUUGUGGGAACCACAGAUGGUUGGGGUUGAACAGUAAGCACGUUGCUGUAAUGUGGUACCUGAAUUGCUUGGUACAAAAUGGCCAGUUCACACAGGAAUAGAAGGUACUUUAUCAUAGCCAGACUUCGCUUAGAAUGCCAGAAUAAUAUAGUUCAAGACCUGAAGUCUCCAAUCCAAGUUUGCACUCUUCUGGCCUGCCCCAUGGUACUAUGUGAUAGAACCAGCACACCUCAACCAAAAUUUUUUUAAUCUUAGAUAUUUUUACCUUGUCCUUGUUAAGAAUUUCUUGAAGUGAUUUAUCUAAAAUAAAAGUUGGCAAACUUUUUCUGUAAAGGGCCAGAUUGUAAAUAUUUCAGACUGUGUGGACCAAAAGGCCACAUACAGUCUCUGUCCUAACUACUCAACUCUAUUUCUGAAGCAGGAAAGCAACCACAGACAGUACGUAAAGGAAUAUGUGUAGCUGGGUUCCCAGGCCGGACAAAACAGAUGGUGGCCAGAUUUGGCCCCUGGGCUGUAGUUUGCUGACCCCGAUCUAAAAAAUAGGCUGUACGACAAUUGCACUUCCAGCACUUUGAGAACGAGUUGAAUACCAAGAAUUAUUCAAUAGUUCCUCCAGUAACUUCUGCUAGAAACACAGAAUUUGGUCUGUAUCUGACACUAGAACAAAACUUGAGGGUAAAUAAACAUUGAAUUAGAAUGAAUCAUAGAAAACUGAUUAGAAGAAUACUUGAUGUUUAUGAUGAUUGUGGUACAAGAUAGUUUUAAGUAUGUUCUAAAUAUUUGUCUGCUGUAGUCUAUUUGCUGUAUAUGCUGAAAUUUUUGUAUGCCAUUUAGUAUUUUUAUAGUUUAGGAAAAUAUUUUCUAAGACCAGUUUUAGAUGACUCUUAUUCCUGUAGUAAUAUUCAAUUUACUGUACCUGCUUGGUGGUUAGAAGGAGGCUAGAAGAUGAAUUCAGGCACUUUCUUCCAAUAAAACUAAUUAUGGCUCAUUCCCUUUGACAAGCCGUAGAACUGGAUUCAUUUUUAAACCAUUUUCAUCAGUUUCAAAUGGUAAAUUCUGAUUGAUUUUUAAAUGUGUUUUUGGAAGAACUUUGCUAUUAGAUAGUUUACAGAUCUUUAUAAGGUGUUUUAUAUAUUAGAAACAAUUAUAAUUACAUCUGUGAUUUCUGAACUAAUGGUGCUAAUUCAGAGAAAUGGAAAGUGCAAGUGAGAUUCUCUGUUGUCAUCGGCAUUCCAACUUUUUCUCUUUGUUUUUGUCCAGUGUUGUAUUUGAAUAUGUCUGUUUCUAUAAAUAAAUUUUUGAAGAAUACCUAUACUAUA
Molecule: messenger RNA, 4739 nt
Organism: Nomascus leucogenys (northern white-cheeked gibbon)
Lineage: Eukaryota; Metazoa; Chordata; Mammalia; Primates; Hylobatidae
Source: RefSeq, a predicted model, not a curated record